UUAUGACGUAUUAUGAAGAGUUCUAAGAAUUAGGCGUUCCUAGAUAAAUUAUAUUAACACGUAAGCAGAGAGAGAGAAAGGGGAGAGAGAUACUAACUUAUUCGUAGGAUUAAAAUAGACCUCAAGAAAUGUUUGAGAGACAACCAAGCCUAGCAAAGAGUGUCAACAGUUUUAAUUCUUGAAUCACACAAAUCCUAACAAGUGGAUUACAAAAAAAACAAAAUGGCAUAUGCUACAACUACCCUAACUGAUGUCCAUAAAGCUGUCUUAAGAGCUUGCCGUGUCAAACUAGAGGAAAGCGUAGAUGUUGAGUACAUCAUGGCGAGAUGUAUACAGGAUGGAGUCAUAUCACAAAAGUCAAAAGCAAAAAUUCUAUCCAAGCAUACACGACAUGAUCAAUGCAGUGCAUUUUUGGAUAUUCUUGAAACCCGUGAUGCCAAGGCUUAUGACGAUUUUGUAUCAUCCCUUCAGGAAGACUAUCCAUUUUUGAAAAACCUACUUGAAAAGGAACUGCGUUCUCAAUCAUUACUGUAUGCAACAAUGAGUCUAACUAUUGCCAAUGAGACAAUUCCCAACAAACUACAACCUAGUGAAGAACAAUCAACCAGAACAUCUGUCAGAAAUGUACAUUCAUUAGUACUUCAGCUUCAAUCUAGUCUUGGUAUUUCAUCAGAUUCUGUAGAUACAACUCACCCUUCCAGUCUACUCAACCAAUUCAAAGAUCUUAAUCUAUCCAAGCCUAAUCUCACACUAAAACAAACUAAGAUUGAGGUACCAGAUUUCUGUUGGGGAAUGUGUUUGAGUCCAUUGGGAGAGAUAGUUGUAUGCAAUUAUGAGCAAGGUAUCAUGGUAUAUAAUCCUGAUUUAACCCUAAAAUUACAGUUUACAGUAGACAAGCGAUGGUCACAUGAUGUAGCAUGCUUCCCUACAGGAGAAAUAAUUGUAAGUUCCAGGACUAACGAUUGUGUUAAAGUAUACAAUAGCAAUGGUGAUUACCAAUCUGAUAUUUGUAAGCAGGUAAAAAACCCAUCGGGUUUAGCAUACAACAACAACCUGGGAUUAAUAGUAAUUGGUGGGGCACCUAACACUAUCAAUAUAUGUACAAACAAAGGAGAGAUCAAACAUACAAUCACAAAUGAAUCAUUCGAAAACCUGUAUAGAGUUCAUGUAAACCCUUAUGAUCUCACUAUUCUAGUAUCUGACAUCGCCACUGAUACUCUGCACUGUUUCACCAAAGAUGGUGGUGAAGUGUUCAAGUAUACUGGCCAUGGAGAUGACAAACUCAAUGAACCCAGGGGUAUCUUUGUGACAAAACAGCACAUACUUUUAGUAGAUACUCUUAAUCAUAGAGUGAUAUUACUCAACCACCAGGGUGGUUACAUUAAGACUUUAUUUACAAAGGAGCAGCAUGGUUUACAUUGGCCUGGUUAUGUCCUGGUAGACAGUACAGGAAACAUCUUGGUUUGGGAGAGCGGUUCAGGGAAAACUCACCUCCAUGUUUUCAAAUUCAGUGAAUAAUUCAAACAUUUAGACAGUAUAUAUAGAACAAACUGAUGGGGAGAGUGCUGCAUUUGAUAAUAGUCUACAUGUUUUCAAAACCAGUGAAUAAUUAAAUCAAUUAGACAGAACAGGGAACAUUCUUGUAGCAUAAAGUGGUUCAUAUGGAAAUAAGUUUGACUUGUCAAAAUCAAUGCAGCCUAAUCUGAUCAACAAUCAAUAAUAUCAUGUGUGAAUUGAACAUGUAUGAUAUAUCACAUCAGCUCAUCCUGGUACUAUUCUAGUAUACUGAACCAAUCUGUUCUGAGAACAACUCCUCCCUAUAUCUUGGGGUAAAGGGGGGGGGGGUGUUUGACAUGACUAAUGCCUUUAUCCACACUCAUACUCUUAACCUGCUUAGAUAUAUUCUGAUUGGUAAGCACCUGAGCAGUGUCAGAUUAUGUUCUGUAUUAUGUUAAUUACAUGCUCAUGUGUGUGAGGUACAAUUAAAUGCACUACAGAUUCAAUUGAUUAUACA
Molecule: messenger RNA, 2014 nt
Organism: Owenia fusiformis
Lineage: Eukaryota; Metazoa; Annelida; Polychaeta; Sabellida; Oweniidae
Source: the annotation of a GenBank genome assembly